AUUUGAACUUCGGAAGUGUUUCUGCACUGCUAGUAUAAAAGGAUGCCUCUCCUUUUUUGAGGCCUUACCUCACAUAUACUCUCAGACGACUUCAUCAUGGCGGACGACAGGGUAGACCUCAUCAACAGGGAUCCAAAUAACAUAAAUCAACAUGUUCAGGCUAACUUUGAGGACGUUUUAGGGGAGCCGGACGGGACUCGCAGCGCUGACUGUGUAUGGACCUACAGCAGCAAAUGUUUUGAGGGCGGAAAGAGUUGCUGCUACAUAUUCUUGACGGCUAUGUGCGGGAUCUUUCUAGCGCUGUUCUGGGGUUGCGAAUUCGCAAUCAUCAGUUUUGAGCAAAUCUGGUGCGCCACGCCGGCAUAUCGCUGCUUCAGCAUUUACGCGAUCUACGUUCAGAAGUGCGUAGGAACCUACCUCAGCUGCUACCUGGGACCGAUCUGUGAAACAUGUGGGCUGUGUUUCAGCAGAAUACGGAUUGAGAAAACCGGAUAACCAGUUUAUCCGUACAUUUUACAUCCCGGUGACAACGUCAUUAAGUGUUUUUGUAAUGUCUUUCAUAUGAUCUAUUACAAUAUACUUACUUUAAAUACUAUUGUAAGAUCAUCUAUUCAUAGCAACUAUUUAUACUGAUGUAAGAUUAUCUGCUCGUUCUUUUUGGUUUGUAAUGGUAUUAAAGAAUGACCCGGUGAAAUAAAUUUUUACUCACAAUGAG
Messenger RNA from Ostrea edulis (European flat oyster), 715 nucleotides. RefSeq names its product caveolin-1-like. Gene Ontology annotation, biological process: caveola assembly. Lineage: Eukaryota; Metazoa; Mollusca; Bivalvia; Ostreida; Ostreidae. Gene Ontology annotation, molecular function: molecular adaptor activity. The transcript has 2 exons. Gene Ontology annotation, cellular component: caveola. The record is from RefSeq and is a predicted model, not a curated record. Bases 97 to 495 code for a protein of 132 amino acids.